This is a messenger RNA of Myodes glareolus (Bank vole), 1354 nucleotides long. It is a transcript of the gene C26H12orf42, whose product is annotated as chromosome 26 C12orf42 homolog. Lineage: Eukaryota; Metazoa; Chordata; Mammalia; Rodentia; Cricetidae. The record is from RefSeq and is a predicted model, not a curated record.
GGUGCCCAGAAGAGUUGGGCAGUGUGGCACCAGCUCGCUUGGAGGUGUCUGCGGUGAGCACAGGAUAGGGCCUCUGCAGCUGCAGGUAGACAGGUAGAAGAGGAAAUCGUGGGUCUGGUCUGGUCACCAAGGAGGAGAUUGAACUCACAGCCGGACACCUAAAGUGACUGGUCUGGAGGGAUGGGAGAAGCAUUUAACUAAAUGCCAGACCCUUCAACAGGAUGCAGAAGUCCUUUUGCUAUAUUCCCAUCGUGAGCAGUGUGACCCUGUGGAAGAGAGGCUCAUCCCAUACAAGACCUAAUCCUCGUGCUGAGAAAGCAGCCUUACCUUGCUCCAGGUUUCUCACUCACAUGAAGAAUUUCUCUGCAUCACAUAAAACGGAUAAAUUACAUUUUCUACCGUUUCCAGGAUGUGUAGAAGGGACUCCUAGUCCAACGACAGGUAAAGGACUACUUUACACUCCUCACCCAUACAUAAUCCCCAACUCUCCUGCGAGCACAGUUUCUUUCGAAGAAGAAAUUCAUGGAGAAGCCCGUCCUUGCCUGACAUCAUCCAGUGAAACGGAAGAAGACGAUUUGCUCUCUCCUGUCAAAGAAGGAAGGCAGAAACGACUUAGAGGACCGCUGAAGCAUGCCUGGACCAGCCCAUUUCUGGAAAAGCAAGCUGAAGAUAAGCCUCUUAAACGAUCACACUCAGUGAAUACCAUUUCCCUGGAAGCUGCAGGUAGACACAUACCACUUCAGAACCAUCCCUUGGACAACUCCAAGGGAGAUUCUGGUCCUGUGUUGAGACCUUCCACCGCCAUUGGCCUCUGCAGAAGCGUCAAGCAGAGCUGCUCUUCCCCUCAGAUCAGCUGUAGGACUUCCUCGGAAUCUGGGCAGCAGGAUAAAGUGUCAUUCUUGGGCUCCUGGUCAAACACAGAUUCCCUAAGCAUACGUGGAAGAGGCUUGGCUGCCAUAACACCAGAGGUGACCACCAAGCAUCCUCAUCGCUCUACAGAACGUAGGUCAAAGGCAGCUAGCGCCUUCCGUGGCCAUGCAGCCAAGGAGCCCCUGCCUCUGCUCGUGGGAUCUUCUACCCAUUUGUUUCCCAAGAAGUUAAUGAAGGUUUGCUCCUCAGCAGCCCCACGCCCACCCCGGCGCUUCCAUAAGGCUUGUUCACAAACUCUUUCCAGGCCGGUGGUGACUGCUCACUUACACUGACCGCUGAGAAGGAAUUGUUCUGUGAGCGCUGCCCAUCUUCCAAUCAAUGCCUGCCCAGAACAACAGAAAGGGCCUCAGAUGGAUUGGUUUCCACGGAACCAUUGUCAGGCUUUGUGAAGCAUUUUUGAACCUAAUAAAUAAUGUCAAAAGUC